AUAAUUUGUGACAUUGCGGUCCACUCCCACAGCCAUCACCGCCACGGAGCGUCUUGCUACGCGAACGCGCCUCAGUGGAGUCCUGAACGCGCGUCCAGCCCUCCAAAGCGCCAGCAGCAGAAGAGGAAAAGAUGCAUGUUUUACUUUGGUAGAUGCAUAUAUUUUAGUGCCUCACUGUCCUGUGGGGGGAGAAUACUCUGAUCACUUCAUCGAUACUCGUCGAUAAUCUUACACCAACCUUCUGUCACUCGUAGGGAGACAAAGAGGAGUCCAGUAGAGGUGAUGCGUUGUCUUCAGACCCUCCAUCAUUGUUUUUAUUAUUACAGCCCCUUUGCUUACUUUGGACAGAAGCCGGGAGAGACAUUUUUUUUCUUCAAGAAAUUAUCACCACAUGUGGACAAUGAGCAGAGGGAAGCCCUGAAUGUGAAAGGAUGGACAAAUCGACGUAAGCCAUGCCAUUUGUAAGCUAUGCAGAGAAGCCCUGAAGUCCAUUGGUAGCACGCCAAAGCUUAACCAGCAAGGCCAACAGAAACGAGCAAGUGGCCCAGAUUUGCCACCCUCUCCUUCUCACCUCCCACUGCCAUGGAGAGUGCACGCCCCCGCAUGUAGGAUGCCUGCUCCGUCCGACGCCCGGCAUCCCUUGCUGCCCGUCACCACCUCCUCCUUUUCCUCACGUGUGCCCGCUCCUUCCUCCAGUUCACUGCGGCCCCCCAGACUGUGCUCCGCCCCGCUCCAACAUGGUGGAUGAGGCGGCCACCAUGAAGGAUGAUGUCAUCAAUGCCAACACGCUGGCUUGGCUGGUCUGCUCGGGCGUGUCCAUCCUGGCCAACAUGUGGAGCAUCCUCAGCGUCAGCGCCAAGCAGAAAAAGUGGAAGCCGCUGGAGUUCCUCAUCUGUACGCUGGCAGGAACGCACAUCCUCAACAUGGCCAUCCCCAUCACCAUGUACUGUGUCAUAACGCUGCGUCGCCAGCACACCAACUACGAGUGGAACGAGGGCUUGUGCAAGGUGUUUGUGUCCACCUUCUAUACCCUUACACUGGUUACCUGCUUCUCCGUCACCUCACUCUCUUAUCACCGCAUGUGGAUGGUACGCUGGCCUGUCAACUACAGGCUGAGCAACACCAAGAAGCAGGCGGUGCACACAGUGAUGGGAAUCUGGAUGGUCUCCUUCAUCCUGUCCACGCUUCCAGCUGUGGGCUGGCACAACACUAUUGACCGCUUCUACACCUCUGACUGUCGAUUCAUUGUGACAGAGAUCGGCCUGGGGUUUGGGGUUUGCUUCCUGCUCUUGAUUGGUGGUAGCGUGACUAUGGGUGUGAUCUGCAUCGGCAUUGCUCUCUUCCAGACAUUCUCCAUUCAGGCAGGCCACAAAGCAGAUAAGAACAAGUUCAAUGUCCCCACCAUUGUGGUGGAGGAUGCGCAGGGCAAGCGUAGAUCCUCCAUUGAUGGGUCAGAACCUCUUAAGACAUCCUUGCAGAUCACUUACCUGAUCAGUGGCAUUGUCUUCAUCUAUGACUUCCUGACUGGCUUCCCCAUACUGGUGGUAAGCUUUGCCAGUCUGAAGUUCGACCGCUCGUACAACUGGAUGGUUCUGUGUGUGCUCUGGUGCUCCAUUGUCCAGUCCAUCCUGCUGCCCAUGUUCCUGUGGGCCUGUGACCGCUAUCGGGCCGACAUCCGCAUGGUGUGGGACAAGUGUGUGGCCAUCAUGUCCAAUGACGAGGUGGACGAGGAAAACAGCCAAGAUGGAGGAAUUCAUGUCGACUUAAUAUAUGACAGACCAUAUGACUAUAGCUCGUCGCCUGAAAUCGUGGCGGUAGACCGUAAUGCCAAGUAUGAGUUCUCAACCUUAGAAAGGGGGGUCCCGCAAGGGUAUCCAGUGAGGGAACAGCAGGAAGAUAAAAUGCAGUAUUUGCAGGUGCCCCCUACAAGAAGAUACUCCCACGACGAAACCGACAUGUGGACCAGCGACCGGAUCCCCUCCUACCUUCACCGGUGGGGCUCCAGCGAAGACAUGAUAGUGAGUGGCCACUACAGCUCCACCUUGCCGCGCCACGAGAGGCGCAGGAACAGCCUGGUCUCCUACCCCGAGGAGAGCCACCAUCACCGUCACCUUCACCGCAAGCGGCGGCGCUCUGAGGACACGCACUCCCUCAAGCACCUACCGCGUGUGGUUUGCGGAACCUACGAGGAUGACCUGCGCUGUUUCAGCCGGGACGAGGUCAUCAACUUUAUCGACGAAACGCCGAUGCCAAGCCCCAGGAAGAGCCCUCGGCGAGCAUCCACCAUCACCCUCAUCCCCAGCGUGUACGAGCAUCACACUGUCAUCCUUCCUCACUUUGCACUCACUGACUUUGAACGUGAGCCUCAAGCACUUAGGCGCCUCUCUGAACACAAAAGCAAGAGCAGCAGUCGGAGCUCCUCACUUGAAGGUUCUCCUAAGGGAGACAGGCCUAACAGUGGGAGCCCCAGGGGGGCUUGUGGCUCGGGAAAGAGGUGUCGAGGUGAUUCUUUGCAAGAUGCAAAGGGUGAGGUGGGCUUGCCUGGGGGCACCCCACAGACUCAUCGCUCUGCUUGUAGACCCAGGACAAGUGCAGCUGACUGGGCACAGCAGAAGCAGCUGAGCCUGGUUGAGAGUAAAGGAAGCACAAACAGUUUUGUAAGCACACCCUCUGCUUCAUCUUCAGGAUAUAUCACCUUCCACUCUGAUUCUGUUGGCUCUGCCUCCUAAAAAACAUGAUUCCCUUACAAUUGUGGAAUGAACUUGAGGUUUUUAUCAUGGACUCAAGAGUUAUUUGCCUUUUUCUACUUGUGGAUCCACUGUUUAACCACACGUCAACGUAUCGUUUGAAAAGGAGCUUUGGACAUCUCUUAAGCUCAAAAGGUUGUACUCCAUCUUUCACAUCCUAGAACACUCACUGAGGACAUGUUUUGUUCCAGCAUCUUCACAAGUUAACUCUUUUGGAAUUACAUUCACUACCUUCUUUAAGCUGUUUGGUGUUGUUUCCUGUAAUAUGCUGAUAUACAGUACAUUAAGGGAUGGAUUAUUGUAUAGAAACUUUUUUUUUCAGACCCAUUCUUUCCUACUCAUAAGCCUGGACAUUCACAUAUGAGCCAAUGGGUUUCUUUUUUCAUUUUGAUUAUGAUGUCAAAACAACUUAUUCCUAACACAUACUGAACAUUUUUGUCAAAGUUAACUACAGAAGUGGUGGUCCCAAACUCUGUACAGUGGUUGUUUGAGGUAUUGACAUUAAACGUGGGGUCCCCUAAUUUCUUAUAAAAAAAAAAACUGAAGCCAGGUUUUAGAUUGUCAUGUACUUUAUAAAAAGGGGUAUUAGGUGUGCUUUUUGUUCGCUUAAACUUUCUCACUGUUCAUCUAAUAUCUGUCUUUGCCCCAAAAGCACCAAGCCUGUUACAGACAGUCAGGUGAAGAUCCCAAAAUGCGGAGCCAGACACAGUUCAGGUCAAAAAUACAGUCUUUAAUGUAAGUGGAGCAGGAACCAAGUAACAACAGAAAUACAAAAGUCCAGAGUCCAAAACUGAGGUAGAACGGUGCAACUAAGGAAGCUCAAGCACGACAUAAGCCAUCGAGGGAAAGGCAAGAACUCACUGGUGAGCAGGACGGCGUCAUAAGGGGCAAGGAGGACGUGGAACAGGCUCUAAACACACAGCAGCCUUAUAGGUCAAAAAGAAUCGCAACAAACUGGAGCUUCCGAGCAGCAUGCAGAUCAGUAGUAACAAACCCACGUCCUCCUCCUGCUGCCAGGUGGCUUAAGAGCCCUUGAUGGCAGAGUGGUUACAGGUUCGCCUCGUGGCGCCACCCACUCAGGGAAUGAAGGAAUCUAAAAGGAAGCACAACAGAGGUGAAAAGGUGAUAACACUAAAUGAAGCAGAACCACAAACAGACCUUUACAAAGCCAGUCCAAGCAGGAAAUGCUGCUUGUUUCCGACAUCUGAUUUUUUUCAGUUGACCACCAACUUCAUUAAUUUAUGUAGCCACAACAAAGUUAUAUACAGACCUGAUCAAAAUCUUAAGACCAGUUGAAAAAUUGCUCGAAUUUGCAUUUUGCCCAUUUGGAUAAGCAGCGCUACAAUAUGCAAAAGCAAGGGGGAGUGAGACAAUAAACUUUUGGAACUUGUAAUUUAACCAAAAAAAAGAAAUAGGUUGUUUGUCACCUGAUCAAAAGUUUAAGACCACAGGCUAUAAAAGCCAAAAUCUGCUCAAAAUGUUAAUUUUCUGUCAGGCAUUCACACUAUCAUGCCCUCCUGAUGGCUAAAGCUAAGAAGCUUUCUCUUUUUGAACGUGGUCGGAUUGUCGAGCUGCAUAAGCAAGGCCUCUCGCAGCGUGCCAUUGCUGCUAAGGUUGGGUGCAGUAAGACAGUCAUUCUACAUUUUUUUGAAAGAUCCUGAGCAUUAUGGAACAAAAAAGUCAAGUGGUAGACCCAAAAAAAUCACACCUGCGUUGAGCCGGAGGAUCUGAUUGGCUGUCCAUCAAGACACAGGGCGGCCUUCCACCCACAUUAAGGCCCUUACUGGUGCUGACUGCAGCACAAUAACCAUCAGACAGCAUCUGCGGGAAAAGGGUUUAAAAAACAAAAAACGAAUUCAAAGACCUCGUCUCCUUCAACACCACAAAACUGCCCAUUUAGACUUUACCGGGGAGCAUCAAACAUGGGACAUUGAAAGGUGGAAAAAGUUUUAUUCUCUGAUGACAAAAAAUGUAACCUUGACGGUCCAGAUGUCUUCCAACGUUACUGGCAUGACAAGGAGAUCCCACCUGAGAUGUUUUCUACCCGGCAUAAUGGAGGGGGUCCAUCAUGAUUUGGGUUGCUUUUUCAUUCAGUGGAACACUGGAGCUUCAGGUGGUGCAGGGUCGUCAAACGGAUACAGAUGUUGCAGCGGGCAUCCCUCAUGACUGAGGGCCCUCGUCUGUGUGGUAACAGCUGGGUUUUUCAACAGGACAACGCUGCAGUUCACAAUGCUCGCUUGACCAAGGACUUCUUCAGGGAGAAUAACAUCACUCUUUUGGACCAUCUUGCAUGUUCCCCUCAUUUAAAUCCCAUAGAGAACAUUUGGGGAUGGAUGGCAAGGGAAGUUUAUAAAAAUGGCCAUCAGUUCCAGACAGUUGAUGCCCUUUGUGAAGCCAUCUUCACCACUUGGAGCAAUGUUCCCACUAGCCUCCUGGAAACACUCGCAUCAAGCAAGAACGGUGGAGCUACUCAUUACUGAGUCCUACAGAGAACAUUUUUUGUUCUGGUUUGGAGAGUUUUUUGUUAUUUUUUUUUUAGCGAUGGUCUUAAACUUUUGAUCAGCUGAUAAACAGCCAAUUUCAGUUUAAUUGUUGUUUUCAAUAAAUUACUUUUUCAAAAUGCUUUUUGUCUCACUCCCCCUUCUUGCUUUUGGAUAUUGUAGCUCUACUUAAAACCUAAUUAAGAUCCAAAUGUGCAAAAUGUAAAUAAGGCAAUUAUUCAACUGGUCUUAAGAGUUUGAUCAGGAGUGUAAUGUAUACUUACAGCCUGACCAGAUGUAGCAUGGCUUCAAUGGCUAUUCCAUUUGACGACAAAACAAAACACAUUACAUCGUGCAUCCCUGUGCAUUUGCCAUUCAGGAUUCACAGCCCUGCAAAUUUGUAGAUUUUUAUUUAAAAAAAAUAUAUAUAUAUAUAUAUAUAUAUAUUUCUCUGAAAAUAGGCUAUUUUCUCCCACAGAAAACACAUCACAUUCAUCCUAAGUUGAUAGUAAUUUCUAAAUAUGUGAUAAUACAAGUAAAAUGUACAGCAUACAUGCACCACUGUUAAAAAAAAAACAUUUUUUUUACUUGUAUGCUUCUGUAUUUUUUAUUUUUGUAUAUCAUCAAGUGUUGAGAUUUCGCAUUUUGUUUGGCAGUCCUUGAAUGCACCAUAGUUGCUGUGAGAAGUGAAACUUAUACAUUAUAUAACUUGAACACAGCUACUCUGAUUCCAUCUGUUCAUCAAUCAUCUUUGAUGGUAUACAUUUUAUUUUUGGUAUAAAUGGUAUACAUUUUGAAUGCAUUUAAUAAGUGUGUGAGUCAAAUUGAAGAGACUGGAUUCUGGAGCUGAAUCUAAUAAUUACAACAGUCCCUCUUAUUGCAAAUGUUGAUCCAAAAUUGGAGGAGAAAGUCAACCUCAAGCUAGCAGGAGGGUUUGGAGGGGAUGGGAGCGAUCCAUGUGUCGAAAAUAAAUAUUUUGAUCAAUUACUCGAGAUUUUCGACAUUCGCUGGUGGUCCUGGAAUCUAACCCCACGAAAAGCGGGGAUCUACUGUAAAUGCGUUAUUAAACUGUAAUUUAUGCAAACAUAAAUGAAUAUCUGGAUAUCUGAAUAUCUCUGAAUAUCUUUCAUGACUAAAUGAAAUAAUAAUAAUAUUGUUCGUCAUCUUCGUUAGGAUCUUUUGUUGUCAUUUAUACAAAGUUGUCUUGAUUGUCUCUCAUAUUAGUGCACCUUUCUCACAUCACAUUCCCCUACAUUGACUUUAGGAUUCUAUUGUGUUGACAAGAUGAAAGAAUAUAUGAUUUUGUAACAUAUUCAAAGAUCUAUGGUUCAAAUAUGACUGAUGCUUAACUGUUAUAAGUUCCUAGAUGAUUUGUUUCAAUUAUAAAAGGAUGUGUCUGAUUAAAUUCACAAGCUCAUGCAUCAAGUCUGUGUG
Messenger RNA from Dunckerocampus dactyliophorus (ringed pipefish), 6661 nucleotides. RefSeq names its product probable G-protein coupled receptor 153. The transcript is spliced from 7 exons. Gene Ontology annotation, biological process: G protein-coupled receptor signaling pathway. Gene Ontology annotation, cellular component: membrane. The record is from RefSeq and is a predicted model, not a curated record. Bases 738 to 2729 code for a protein of 663 amino acids. Gene Ontology annotation, molecular function: G protein-coupled receptor activity. NCBI's taxonomy places the organism in Eukaryota, Metazoa, Chordata, Actinopteri, Syngnathiformes, Syngnathidae.